GCCGGGGAAAGAAAAAAAAAACACAGCGGGAAGUCAUUUUGAGUGACGACGUAAGGUGUCAUUCCGCUGGCAUGACUGACGUGUGUGCUGCAGCUGGGGGUGCACAAAUCCAUUCUGCAGACUGACCAGUUCAUCCGACUGAGCAGACACUGGGGAAGAGAACAGAAGGACCUUUCUCAUCACCCGCACUGGUCUUCAAUCAUGGGCAGGAAGCUGGAUCUGUCUGGUUUGACUGACGAUGAAACAGAGCAUGUCCUCCAGGUGGUUCAGCGGGACUUCAAUCUCCGCAAAAAGGAGGAGGAGCGACUCAGCGAGAUGAAGCAGAAGCUGGAGGAGGAAGGCAGCAAGUGCAGGAUCCUCUCCAAGCACCAGAAGUUCGUGGAGCACUGCUGCAUGCGCUGCUGCACGCCCUUCACCUUCCUCGUCAACACCAAGCGCCGCUGUGGGGACUGCAAGUUCAACGUCUGCAAAGGCUGCUGCGCCUUCCAGAAGCGAGAAAAGGUCUGGAUCUGCUGUGUCUGCCAGCAAGCCAGGCUUCUGAGGACCCAGUCCCUGGAGUGGUUCUACAACAACGUGAAGAGUCGCUUCAAACGCUUUGGCAGCGCCAAGGUCCUGAAGAACUUGUACAGGAAGCACCGAUUGGAGAGCGGAGGGUGCUUCGACGUCCUAGGAGGAAGCUUCUUUGAGGCCAGCUUGGAAAAUGAAGAAAGCAUUUCAGGCAGCGAUUCAACCUUCUAUAGGCAGUCAGAAGGCCACACCAUGAUGGACACCUUGGCUGUUGCCUUGCGAGUGGCUGAAGAGGCCAUUGAAGAAGCUAUACACAAAGCAGAAGCCCACGGCGACAGCCUGGACAAGCAGAACGAGGCCAGUUACCUUCGGGACCACAAGGAGGAGCUGACGGAGGAGCUGGCCACAACUAUCCUGCAGAAGAUCAUAAAGAAGCAGAAGAGCAAGAGCGAGAAGCAAGCGGAAGGGGAGCCGGCGUGGCCUCAGCCCCAGAGCCACGGCCUGAAAGGACCUGACGCAGGGACCACAGCCUCCCCAGAAGACCACCAGGCUCCCACCGCCCUCUGGCGGUCCCUGUCGGCCUGCUCGCUGGUGGCAGAAGAUGCCCUGAAGACUUCUUCCCAGGACGUGGCCUGGAGCCAGCCGUGGGAGCAGGGCCAGUGCCCCAGAGAGGAGUCCUCGCUGCCCAGCUGGAGGAGCCUGGACAGGCUGCACAACUCAAGUAACUGGUUUAAGCAGCACCUAACAGAUGGGAAGAAGAAAGACAAGGCUGGAUUUCUGAGGAAGGCCCCGCCCGGACAUAUUCCAGAGACCUCGAGAGUGUUGGGUGAUUCAUCGGAGACUGACAUCAGCAAUGAGGCGCAGCACGCCAGGAGCCGCACAAGCAGCUCGGAGGAGAAACUGAGACACAGGUGGUCUGAGUUUGCCAUGAAAAUGAGUGAGAAGGAGACUUCUUCCGGGGAGGACCAGGAGUCCGAGCCCAAGAUAGAAGCUGAGAACCACAAGGAAUGUAUGACCUCUCAAGACAACACCCAGAGCCUCCAGGACGAGCUGAAGAAGAAGUACUCUGCUGUCUCUCUCUGCAACAUCUCCACAGAAGUCCUGAGAGUCAUCAACGCCACGGAGGAGUUGAUCGCCGAGUCCGCAGGGCCCUGGGAGUCCCCGCCAGCCCCUGCGGACCGGGUGAAGGGCACGUUUCCUCUUGGGACGGACAAAGCGCACCUGGAUGAGCAGCUGACUUCCCUGGAGGAAAAUGUGUACCUGGCAGCAGGCACCGUGUACGGACUGGAGGGGCAGCUUCAUGAGCUGGAGGAUGCUGCCCGCAGCAUCCACAGUUGCACCAAUGAGACGGAACUGGCCGAUCUGGAGGACCAGGUAGCCACGGCCGCAGCCCAGGUCCACCACGCUGAGCUCCAGAUUUCCGACAUCGAGAGCCGGAUCGCAGCCCUGACCGUGGCAGGAUUGAACAUCGCGCCCUGUGUGCGGCUCACACGCAAGCGGGAUCAGAAGCAGAGGAACCAGGUACACACCAUCGAUGCGUCCCGGCAGCAGAGGCGGAAGCUGCCGGCGCCGCCAAUGACAGCCGAAAAACACGAGGCACCUGCCGUGGCCACCCUGAAAACAUUCAACCGCAACUUCCUUCUCCAAGACUUCUCAACCAUCAGGACUAAGGAAAGGGACAAAGCCACCAAGGACCUGGUGGAGCCCACUCGGGAGUCUGCUGUGACGAUUUAGUGCCAUGAAACUCCACUGCCAGUGACCCACUGCCUCCGGCCGUACACGACAGUGCCUUGACCCAACAGCCAUCGAAUACCGUCUGGAUGGCCACCUGAGGCGAAGGUCUGGGGAGGCCUCAGUGUACCUUUGCACAAGGCUGGCCUGAUACCUCACCCAGAAGACCGCCUUGUGGUCUCGCCCCCCUGUCUGCCUUCGGCUCCCAGGGGAAUCCAGGACAGAAAACCAAGACGCUGGCCUCCAGCAGCAGUUGAUGCAUCGUCUUCACGUUUGCUUUGCCCCGGUGUGUUGUCUUCAAGGUCUUCUCUUUGUCCUAAUCGCCUUGAUUCCACUGGAAUCACGCGUCAGUGAUUUGUCCCAAGGAAAAGUGUUGAGAGCUGGGG
Molecule: messenger RNA, 2624 nt
Organism: Echinops telfairi (small Madagascar hedgehog)
Lineage: Eukaryota; Metazoa; Chordata; Mammalia; Afrosoricida; Tenrecidae
Gene: MYRIP
Product: myosin VIIA and Rab interacting protein
Exons: 17
Coding region: 202-2241 (679 amino acids)
Biological process (GO): intracellular protein transport
Cellular component (GO): cortical actin cytoskeleton
Molecular function (GO): myosin binding; actin binding; small GTPase binding
Source: RefSeq, a predicted model, not a curated record